Messenger RNA from Ambispora leptoticha, 2109 nucleotides. The record is from the annotation of a GenBank genome assembly. NCBI's taxonomy places the organism in Eukaryota, Fungi, Glomeromycota, Glomeromycetes, Archaeosporales, Ambisporaceae.
AUGACGAACUCUGCGGAAGAGUUAUUCUCAAAAGAAGCCUUCGAUUUUUCCGAAUACUUUAUUGAAAGGAAGCCAAACGAAUGGAAAGAGCUUGACUUCGUUAAAUGGCUGAAUGAAAAGGAAUCUCGGUGUAAGAGCUUUUUGGAACAGGCGACAACCAAUGACCAGGACCACUUGAAAUCUUUUGCCAAAACUGCAUUAAAGUCUGCCUUAACGGAAGUUCAGGCGCAAGACAUCUCUAUAGCCACACGUUAUAGAGACAUGGCUAGCUCCAUAUUGGAUAGCCGUCUUGAAGGCAUGGUUAGCUCCAUAUUGGAUAGCCGUCCUGAGCAUACAACCACUUUACAACUAUUCUGUAAAACUAAAAUUCCGAGUAACGUUUCUGAAUGGUGGGAACAUGUUACUACACAAAUGGAACUUAAGAACACCAAAAAACUCGAAAAAUUAGUUAUGGCUAAAGACUCUCUAUCUCAGGUCGAGUGGACAGCAAGUCGAAAUGAGAGAACAAGAAAGAGAUUUUUGGAAGUAGAUACAUUAGAUGAAAAUGAUUUGAAACAUGAUGAAAAGAUUUCCAAAAAAAUCUGUCAAAGCACCAAUGAACUACUACUAACUCCCGCCUUGGACGGUGGCAACAAUGACAAAAAAGAGAUCGUCCCUUCAAUCAAGCAUAAUCUUAGAAAGAUUGAGAGAAAAAAUUAUGCUGAAAACACUUCAUCAGCUGACGAGUUAGAUUUGGAUCAUCUGGAGGAAAAGAUAGUUGGCGAAUUAAAUUCUGAGAUAUCUAUCUAUGAGGACGAUGAUGAAGAAAAUUCUUUAGAUGGCAGUUCUGAAGAAGAAGAUACAGCCGAACUUGCAAAUGUGUCAUUUAAUUCUUUUGUUGGUUCAAAAACUGAUAGCAAAAAUUAUAAUUGGAAAUUAAAAAAUAAUGAAAGCGUAAGAGGUCGGCUUAUAAAUAUGACAAAAGAAGCGAUUGAAGAAGCAAAAAAAACUGAAAAAGUUGGGACUGUCAUCCAUCAUAGAUCUUUCGUCGGAAGUCAAAGGAGGCAUGCACUCCUGGUUCGGGGCAAUUGGAUACCAUUAAAGAAUGAAGUGUUAUCAAAAAUCAACUUGAAAGUUGAAAGGUUCACAGGAGAAGUAUCAGAAUUAAUCACAAAAGUAGAAAAUCUAUGUGAUUCAUAUGACUAUUUGGGGGCACGAAAACUUGUAUUAGAAAAAGUAAUGGAACGACCCAUUGAUAGCCCUAUUUUAGACAUAAUAUUCUCAGAUCAACGAGAUCAUGUUAGAUUGAUAUGGGGAGAAUCAGUUUCACAAGUCACUAAUGAUUCAAGAAGAAAGAUUGAUCUUUGUAUAAGAACUGAGGAUGGCACCAAAGAGUUGAGCCAUUCCGAAUGUGCUCGGGAAGCUACAUUUAUAAAAAUUUUAAAAGACCGCAGUAAAUCUCUGAGAACUAAUAAAUGUAUACUCAACAACUACCUUGAAAACAAUAUUCUUGAUGAAACUUUAGAAGAUACAGCAAUUUUCGGGUUACAGUUGGCAGCUUUGGAAGGUCAAUUAAUUGGAAUUGAUUUAUUGGAUGAAGGACUUUAUUUUGGAUUUGAUGGACCAGCUUUUAGGUUUCCCGCACAGAUUUGUAGUAUUGGUGUCUUAAGACAAACAUUAGAGGAGAAAGUCAUCAAAAAAGCAAAACAUUUACUUCAGAAUUCAAGCGAAAAUAAGAUUACCAAACUUCUACAUUCCGAAAAUAUCGAAAGGACCGUAAAAAUGAGCAGUACUAACAAUAGUGCCAUCAAGACUAACGAAACCAAUAUCCCCGAGAGCAACGAUAAUAAUACCUCCCAAAGUAGGAAUAUUUCUUUCAAUGCCUCCAGAACCGUCGUUCAAACACCAUCUAAUACAAGAUCUAGCCAAAGAACAUCCAAUUCUAAUCGUCAACGUAAUACUGGGAGAAAUAAGCGUGAUAAUCCGGACUAUGAACCUGAAGAUGAUGACAAUUUUCAUGCAAGAAAUCCUCUUUAUUACGUUUCUAGAGAAUAUGCACAAUAUUGUUUAGAUAAUGAUGAUCAUUCUCGUUUAAGUCGUAGGGACGCAUUAAAUAUUCUAGAUCAAUAG